AUGCUCAAGGCCGGAUAUGCAGCCGAGCUCAUAUCGAUCCUCGUGCUGGGCCUGUCCAAGGUCUCAACAUGCCUUUUCUAUGAAGCGCUUUUCUCACAGACGCAGCGCCAUCUGGCACGAGGCAUUUUGGCUGCCGUGGUUAUAUGGAUCAUCGUUUCCACCGUACUGUUGGCGGUGCGCUGCACCUCUAGUCCGUGGGCUGAUAUCAGUGUAGCUCGAUGUAGCAGUUUGGUAUGGCGCCUGCGACAUGGAUCGUCAAAUUGGCUGAGCUCAGAACUAAUAUGGUCUACUCAGUUCCCGCGAUGGCAGGCCAUCACGGCACUCGACAUCUCCACAGAAGUCUUCCUCUUCCUAUACUCCGGGAUGGCAGUGCACAGAGUCAAGAUCUCAAUGCGCAAAAAGCUCAUGGUCUUCCUCGCCCUCGAAAGCAGGGUAUUACUCAUUCCUCUGUCCGGUCUCCGUCUCCACUUCAUACACUCGCAGAUCACAUCGGCCAACCCCGUACUCAUCGGCGCUUUCGCAACCGUAACUACAGAAAUGUACCUCGCAACAAGCGUGCUGUGCCUCGUGAGCGCGUUCCUCAAAUCCUUCAUCGCAGCAUACGAAGACAGCAAUGGCAUAUCAUACACAGAUGGCAUGUCAGGAUCGAACUCGAAAUCACGAAAGGGAACAUUGAAUACAUUCACGCACCGCAGUCGCUCUCGGUCUCGGUUUUCUGCGACGGUUGAUCGGUUGCGCGGUUGGGAGCGGGAAGAGGAUCCAAUAAUUGGGUCGACUGAUGCCUCGGGCGGGUUGCAGAUCUAUAGGACUGUACAAGUCGAUGUUAGUGAUGAACCGAUUGAGUUGACGGAGGCCGGUAGGGCGAGAGUAUAA
Molecule: messenger RNA, 873 nt
Organism: Penicillium olsonii
Lineage: Eukaryota; Fungi; Ascomycota; Eurotiomycetes; Eurotiales; Aspergillaceae
Source: the annotation of a GenBank genome assembly